Molecule: messenger RNA, 8333 nt
Organism: Dermacentor andersoni
Lineage: Eukaryota; Metazoa; Arthropoda; Arachnida; Ixodida; Ixodidae
Gene: Dg
Product: Dystroglycan
Biological process (GO): axon guidance; morphogenesis of an epithelium; muscle attachment
Cellular component (GO): dystrophin-associated glycoprotein complex; sarcolemma; dystroglycan complex
Molecular function (GO): laminin binding; calcium ion binding
Source: RefSeq, a predicted model, not a curated record
CGCGAAGCGGGGUAGGCGUCGAUGAUGAGAGAGCAGCAGCGACUGCACGGAGCGACUCCUCAUAGAGAGGACGGGGAGCCCUUCCGGUCAGCCCUCCCCCGCCGUCACCCAUCCUUUGGGCGGCUUGCUUGUGCAUCUCUGAACUGUGUCGCUUGCUCGAACGCUUACUUUAUGGCGGAUCGAACGGCGUUGGAUUGAGGCAGCAGCUGCGGCAGUGCUGGUGGUGAGGAAUGGCGGCUGGGUCGCUGCUGCGGCUAGCCAUAGCUGCAGCUUUGGCUACAGCCCUUGCUGUAGCCAGUGGAGAGGUACGGCGGCAAUGGGGUGUACCAGACACAAGUGUGGUCGUAGGGCGUCUCUUCAACUACUCUAUUCCAGCAGAUGCUUUCCAAGGACAUGUCUCCAAGCUCCAGGUGGUGGAGGCGGGUGAGGAGCAGCUGCCCUCCUGGCUGUCAAUGGUGCAUGACGAGGACAGCACUGCGCCACCACGGUUGGUGGGCGUGCCCCUGCACGCUGAUUUGGGCCCCCACUAUUUGGCUGUCAAGGCCAUUGGAGGCACCGACGGUGAAUCGCAAGCCCAGGAUGUCUUCUCGGUCGAAGUGCUUGAUGAAGAACGAGUUGCUACGCGAGGUCCCUGCGGGCCGGGAGACCCCGUGGCGGUGGCAGUGCUCACAGUCGAUGCUGAUGCCAGCCAUGCAGGUCCACUGGCACGAGCUCAGCUGCUAUCUGGCUUGGCUCGGUUUCUUGGCUUUUCUACCAACGAAGUAACCCUCUCCCCGAUGGCUCCCGGCGAGACAGCUUACGAUGAAGCAGCUCUUCUGGCCGGAGCCGGUGACAGCCGACUGCGCCAUACGCAGGGUCUUAGACUACGGUGGCGCGUGGGUUGCAGUAGUGAUGUCGAAGCAGCCCAUGCAGCUGCCCUGGCCCGACUGGAGGCUGCAGCGAGAGAUGGGACACUUGCAAAAAUCCUUGGACACCCAGUUGUCGGCUGGCAUGUGUCAAGCGUGCAGGCACGACAGACGCGGGCCCACAGCAAUCACGUUGCAGGCACUCCUGUCCUUCCAGCCGUGCUUCCUACCCUGGUCAGCAGCAGCAGCAUGGAAGUGAGCGAACAGCCUGUGGCAACGCCUGAAACGCGCAUUGUGCCCACUAUGGCGUCACCUGUGAUGAAUGGACCUUCUUCCCAUGCCCACCGGCACCACCACGGUGACCAUGCUAGGCAUGGGGUCAUUGCCCCAUCGCCCACGCUCUCCGUGGUGGCUCUGCCCACAGCACUACCCCCAGGACACACUCCGCUACUACCACCAAUUCGGCCAACGCGCACCGUCACUGGCUGGGAGGCAAGUGGUGUGCUGGAGGCAACGCCAACCUUCGGGCCGGGCAUUACGGAGCCCACGAGCCGGCUGCCUGAGCCAUCGCUGAGCCCACCAAUUCAGCCGUCCGUGACCGUGAGGAAGCCCGGCAACUCACGGCCCACGUUGAACAAGCGUCUCCAGAAGCUGGUUGUGACAGCAGGCAAGGUGUGGAGCUACGAGAUCCCAAAAGAUGCCUUCCAUGACGCGGAGGAUGGUGACACACGCAACUUGAAGCUCAUGUUUGUUACCUCGGCAGGUACGGCCAUUGAAGCCCGCUCGUGGAUCCAGUUUGACCCUGAGAAGCAGAUGCUGUCAGCUUUGCCUCUGGAUGACAACAUUGGCAAGUACUACUUCCGCCUGGAGGCCAUGGAUGCUGAAGGGGACACCGUGCACGACCUGGUUGAGAUCAAUGUAUGGCAGCACACCAGUGCACGAGCAGUCCACCAUAAGUUCAAUGCCACUCUUAAACCAAAGCGCUGGGAGUAUGUCAACAGUCUGGACUGGCAGAUUGCCGCUGUGCGUCGACUCGCAAAGUUCUUUGGUGACCCUGAUGAAUCACAGAUUACCGUGCAGGCGGCAACUAGCGAUCCUUUCACACUUGCAUGGACCAAUGAUUCGCUGCCCAAGCACCCUUGCCCAAGAGAACAGCUGGAAGCACUGUAUGAUCGAAUGCUUGACAGUUCUGGAGGGCCAACACCAGCCUUCAAGAAAGCUCUAGGCAACCUCAAACUCCAGUCUGUACAUGUAGAGUACUCUGGUGUCUGCCAGACACCGGCGUCGGCACCGCCUCCUCUCCACAAUGAAGCGCCCACUAAGCGCAACCCUAUUGGCCAGAUUAAUGCCACUGUUGGAGAAAUCCUGCGUUUUAUCAUUCCUGAUGACACCUUUUAUGACUAUGAAGAUGGCACCACUCGGUAUUUGGCACUGAAUUUCCUUUCUGCUGAUGGUCUUCAACUGCCCCAGUCUUCAUGGAUACAGUUCAACCCACGAACACAGGAACUGUAUGGCUUGCCUUUGGACGUCGACAUUCCCAGGCACGAGUUCCAAAUGGUUGCCCAAGACAGCGCCGGUUCAACAGUCACAGAUGUCUUUGUUGUUCUGGUGCAGCCUCGCGCGCAAAUGAAGUGGGCUGUUGAGUUCAGCCUGCACUUAAAAGAGGACUUUGAAGCAUUCAGUCGCAACAUCAGUCGCAAGGUCUUAGUUGCCUGGAAGUUGGCACAGCUGUAUGGCGAUCCCGACCCUAGGUUCAUCACAGUCAACACCAUUAGUCAAGGCUCAGUUGUUUAUGCCUGGACCAAUAACACACUUCGUUAUGAACCGUGCCCAACAGAAACUAUCCUUCAGCUCAUGAGACGUCUGGUACAUGACAACCAGACGCUAACACAGCGGCUCAUAGAAGAAAUGCGCCCAGAGUUCCAUGUUCUUAAGGCAGAUACCAUGCCUCUGGGACUGUGCAUGGACAAAGGCCUUCCACCCACUAUCGGCGUGGGAGUGGGAACAGCCGCAGCGCCCACAGCACCACCUCCCGGCGAAACGAUUCCACCCGCUGAUGACGAUGAUGUGUACAUAACCACCAUUAUUCCGGCAGCUGUGAUUGCAGCAAUGCUUCUGCUGGCUGCCCUCAUCGCCUGCCUUCUGUACCGCAAGAAGCGCAAGGGGAAGCUCAGCAUGCAAGAUGGCAGUACAUUCAUCAACAAAGGCAUCCCUAUCAUAUUUGCCGAUGAACUGGAAGACAAGCCAGAUCCAGCCAAACCACCAGUUAUAAUGAAAGAAGAGCGACCGCCUCUUCCGCCACCGGAGUACCCACGUGGGGCCACGCCACAGACGGGACGUCGUGCCGUUACUCCUCGGGGAGUCGACGUUGCAGACAGUGCCGCACCUUACCAGCAUCCAACGCCACCAUUUGCAUCAGGUCGAGCUGACCGUCGACCCAAGGCUGCACCGACCUACCGGCAGCCGCCACCGUAUGUCCCUCCUUAGUACUAGACUACCUCUUUCUCACGGUGUGACUGAGCCUGUACUCCUGUCCAGCUUAUGUUAGACUGAGGCAGAAGUGCGAGAGGUGGCCGUCAGUUUAAUGCAUGAACUCCCUGCGUGCGUGCAUUUACAAGACGUGAAGCCAAGCAGAUAGAAUAGGAUUUACUUGCUUGUCUUUGUUGGCGGAUAGCAAAAGAUUGCAAGAAUGCCAUAGACGGAAGGCUGCACCAAUGGUGUGAACUUCUGCUUGAUGGCCAGUACUGUCAAAGACGAGCUGAGAUGGGAGCAUAGCUGGUUGCAAAGGUCCAGCACAGAUGCGACUGACAUCCUGCAAGAGGAGGCUGGCAUUUUGUCAUGAAAAACUUGCAGAUGCACAAGUGCAGAGAAUGUGAAACUCAGCUGAUAGCUAAGGGAAUGUCUUCAUUGCCAUCAAAAUAAUGCACAAGGGCUGUAAAGUUGACAGCACAGGCAGCUUAAGAAGUAACAUAUCUAAAGUGUUUUAGUGAAAGCAGUUUAUUGUGGUUGUUUUCUCAACGGCUGCUGCAGUCCUAGCUAAGCUGAAACAGGAGCACAGCCGGUCGUGAAAGUGUGUCCUCUGCCGUGCUUUACAGGGAAUCACAAGAGCAAGGCGAUAGAAACAAAAAUACACUUGCCGAGCUCUGUCCCUGGCAACUCUGGCCCUGUUGUCCUAUUCUCCCAUGUGGUGUUCUUGCUCCCUGGUUUUUGUUUUGCCCUGCAAGGUGUGUUGUUCGUACACGUGGCCAUCAACCAGGUUAUGCCAGUGAGUGGCAUCUCGCGGAGCCUUCAAGUGCAUUCUCCUGUCGCCGUUCUUCCUCUGCUCCUCUUCUUUGGAAGGCAAAGGUGACUUCUGCAGAAAAAGAAAGACUUGUCACCUGAACAAGGACAUGUAACAGGUGUUCAAUUCAUAUUUUCUGUCUGUCUCGGUGUGAAUUGUGCUUCAGUGGAAGAGUGUGCUCUGGGCACUGAAGCGCUCAGUGUCGUUGGCAGGCUCCCUCGUGUAAGGACACUUUUGAUUACAUUUGUUCUUAGAGAGUGACGUAGGCAUUUCUCGUGCCUAUUGCUUUCUUGUGUAAACUUUUUUUGGGAAGACACACUGUUAAGUCAAAAGGCCAACUUAUGUCUCUAUAGGGGGUAUGCAUUGAGCUUGAUCCGCGAGGCGGUGACAGCGUCGCCGGGGCAGCCACACCAUGUUUUUGGUCACAUCAGUCACGGAGCGUCGGAAAAAUACCAGUGGUCUUUCUCGCGCAAACAUCUGAUCCCUAUUUCUGGACACGCUGAUCGCCUUGUGGACUUAACCAGUCACUGAUAUAUAAGCACGGACGUUUCAGUGUUUCGUAUGCAGUGCUGUUGGUACUUGUUUACUGAACGUGUCUACAUACAGUGUUUUCUUGUCCGGACAGACUACGCGCCACGGCCGUGCGUCAACUGAGCUCCGGUGUCAUGAUGAGCUGUAAUGUGUUUGGCUUUAGCAAUCACACAAGAAAGAAGACCGGUGAUAGGGAUGUUCCCCAGGUUGGGUUCUUCUCGAUACCUGGUUAUCUCUCUUCUUCACUACAGCCUCAGUGUAAAAAAAGCACAGAUGCUAUGUGCAAGCAUGCCUCUCCAAGGCCGGCCUUGCAGGUGCAGUGUGCAGCCAGCACCUCACCAUCUUCUUUUAUGAGAAGCCGUGGUGUGAGUAGCUUUUCAUUGCAUGAUUGUGAAGGAGGAACCUGGGAGGGCGAAAAAAAAUUAUUUUGGCAAGACUGACAGAAUGGACGCAACAUAACAAUUACGAAGGCUGUGGAAUCCAGUGUUUAGUUCUUGGCGUUUCCUUUUUAGAUGAAGUAACGUUAACACUACCUUACACGAUGCAACUGGACAACAUGCAGUAAAAUCUGUAAUGAAGGCGAUAAUGUUACUCUGGUGGGAAGUUACAAAUAAAACACACUUGUUUCUCAUGAAAGCAAGGAGCAUCUCUGAUAGUAGCUCUAAAAACUAGCAUUGCUCUGCUGAACUCGCGCGUAGCCCGAUGCGCCUGUUCAUGUACACAAAAACACCAUUUAUAAACAGCCCCAGGCAACUGGACCCCUUCCCUAUAGUCAAGGCAUUUGAUAACUGUUGGGGUGCAAUCCACACGGGGCUCGCACAGUCUUUUGCCCAAGAAAUGGCAUCGAAAUAAAGAAAAGAGGAAGUCUUCUUAGCUUUCCAACAAUGACCAUGCUGUCUGCAGCCACUUUGACGCACGGCUGCUGCAUCGAGCCGUUUGUCAGAAAAUUGUGGCCUUCCAUCGACUUGUAGGCUUUCUGUUGCCUGCGAGUCACAAAGCUCGUUGCAUCCACAAGGUAAACCUUGAUGUCUAUCUGAUCCACGCAAGGCAGUAGUCCAGCAUCGUGCUGAAGCUCAUCUUGAGUUCGAGCGGGUCAACACAGUCGCAGAAGUGCACUUUCUUUCCGUAGCGUGAUUUUGCUGGUUCACUUAACUGACGCAUGUGCGUGCCUAAGCACAUUGUCGACGUAUGACGUACCACUCCAUAGCCAAGCUGGAAAGACUCUUCGAAAAGGACAUGGGUGGAUUUGUGCAUAUUGGUAGCUGCUUGGAUACACAGGCCUGCUCACAUAGGCAGCGCAAACUUGUGACCGAAGUUAUGGUGGCCGCCACAAACAUCUCUAGUACUCCUGGCGAACGAUGCCAUGUGCCUACCCCCUAUAGGAGAGAAAAUGAUCAAUUGAUUUCUUAUGUCCGACUGCAAAUACUAUGCACAUUGUAGCACAUUUUUAAUUGCCCCUUUUCGUAAUUUGCAAAUAAGCUUCUUGGCAUUGCACAUUUGUCCAAGCAGCGGCGGCACCAGUCAUAGUUCGAUUGAAGACGCAGGGUUUUAUCCUGAGAGCCACGUCUGCAUUUUUCUUGUCAUAAGACAAGUGAGCUGCUCGUUUGUGGUGCUUGCAAAAAUGACUAUGUUGCCAUUAGCUUGGCAGACUGCCUCGCUGGAAAGCUAGCUUUACUGUUAUGAAAAGGCUCCAUUUGUCUGAUUUUGCUCAUCUUUUUGUGACGCUUGAAUGACAUGGCAGCCUCGUGAAUCUUUGCACAAGUUUUUAUUGUGCUUCAUGCAUUGUGUGGACCAGGUGCUGAUGCAUCAGGGAGUUUAGUUGUGUUCAUCGUUAAUAUAUAUACUAUAUAUAUAUAUUAUGUAUACAUAUGUUUGUCCUCAAUUAGUACAUGGGCAGGGCCCUUCGUGCUUUUUUUAUGUCAGUAUGCCUGUGUAGUGCAGCAUAAGCCUACACAUUAACCAGCUUUUUACGAGCGCCUGGAAGCACUUUUGCUCACUAACAACAAAUGUCUAGCAAGUCUGGAACCACUGUUAUAUCGUCGCGUUCGCUAUUGUAACAUACUACAGUAUUUGGUGACUUUUAAAAGUGUACUGUUCAAAUUGUUGCAUCACAUGCCACGUAAUGUCAGUCACCGAUUGGGGCUCAUAGAGGGCGUUGCUCCUCACUGCUGCCACGCAUACUUGCAGGGAACCUUCAGCAAUGGCUGAUGUAUGGCAUUUUACGAGACCCCCAUUGGCGGCAGAUUGUGCUGUCAAAUGGCUGUGACACAACACCCUGUUAAUGACUUCAUGCCUUAGCACAGAGUAUCCUAACCCCAGUGAUCAUUAGCCGUGACAUUUUCUAACCUCUCUUCUGCAGUAGCUAUAUCUUUUUCAUUUUAUCGAAUCGUUGUACAAGUUAAAUCCCGGUUUUAAGUACUUUUAUCCAGGAAUGUUCACAGCUGCCACAUGUUAAGUGGACCAGCCAUAACGGUAGAGCAGCUAAGUCAUUCCGCUAUUAACACUGACAUUGCAUAUUUAGUUCCUGGCCUCAGUGCCUGCAACAGUUCAUGAAGGUGAAAGAAUGGAAAGGAAACGGCGAGAAAACGUGGUGCCCAGUGACAAACUAAGCCGGCUAAGUUACUUCAAGCAGUAUCCCCCAUGCACCUUGUUACUGAUUGAGGCGCAUGAAUUGCAAUCUGCAAAAGGGCUUACUCAUGCGGCAGAAUUUAAGCAUUUGGUUGCAAGUCUCCCAACUUCAGGCUGCACGUGAGCUUUAUGUUGCGUUGAGCUGCACUGAAUGUACAGAAAGCCUUGGCCUUCUUAUAGAUUGGUCCAUUGCAGGCAUGUCCUCACUUUUGCAAGAUAUAAUGUCUGAUAUGAUGCCUCACUCAAGGGAAGGGUCUUAUGGCCACUGCUGUGUUUGGUGUUAUUGUUAUUUCUUUGCAAUUGAGUGGUAGCCAGUGCCACCACCGUUGCCUGCUCCGAUCUAGUUUCUGCUACAUGCAGCGUGGCUGGCCAUCACUCAUUCGCAAAGGGAUGACGAUGAAGGCACUCGACAGAACACCCACUUGUUUAGCCACUCAGCGCAAUGCUCAAAGUGAUGUCCCUAAACAAGAUCGAUCCAGAAUACAACCCCAGUGCUGUUCAUCACCACCUAAGUUCAUGAAUGUGCGAGUGCUUCUCUCUGCUCAUGCCAUAAGUCACCAUUGGCAAUGGGGCCACUGGUGCAAAAAAAAAAAGUGGAAGUUUGUCACUGUGAGAUUUGGCUUGUAGCAGAAGGACAUUGUCGCUUGUCUGCAUUUUGCUGUUCUUUAUUUGUAUGCAUCUUGAAGCCUAGGCAGUGCUUUUUUAUACGGUUUGGUUGCUAGUGCAUUGGGUUUAGGUUGUGUUCUCCAGUGGGCUUGUUGUUCUAUUUACAUAUGUGUGGAUGGAUGAAGUGUAUGGGAACGCAUGGGAACGCAUGGGAAUGCCUGCUAUCAGAAAGCCUGGCAGUACAGAAUUGCCAAAGAACAAGCACUGCCUCCUGAUGUGCACUGAAUUAUUUGUCUUUACUUUGUUGUGCAACAUGUGGCUGCCCGUGCUUUGGCAUGCUGGCAGCAGGAGCUGUGUAUUGGCAUGGGCGGCUUACAAUCAUCCUAAGUCAGUAUAUUGUAACUCAUGGAGUUUCACGUCAAUAAAUGUGUUGACUUUUGAAA